Nezara viridula (southern green stink bug) is the source of this 2443-nucleotide messenger RNA. NCBI's taxonomy places the organism in Eukaryota, Metazoa, Arthropoda, Insecta, Hemiptera, Pentatomidae. The record is from the annotation of a GenBank genome assembly.
UAAGAGGCUAAUUUUCCUUCAACAGAAGAUAUUUGGGACCAUACCUUAAUCGUGCAGCUAGAAGAGGGAGGGAGGUGGGCGGAGCCUGAGAGGGGAUUGGUGGAGACGGGCCACGCCCCCCUUGGAGCCCGCUGGUGGAGGGAGCUCUCCCUCAGAGUCAGCUUAGUGAGUGCCGGGUGUUAUGGUAAGAUGUGGUCGCCACUCGUGGUGCUCGCCGGACUUCUCGCCCUCGGCACCCUCGCCCACGUUCAGAGCAAGGCCCGACCUGGUCGCGGCCGCGGAAGCAACUGGUGGGACUGGUGUUUCAGGGGUAUUGCCAAGGCAGGGGAGCCCAAUAACCUCGUACCGAUGUCACCAACCAUGGUCUACAUGGAUCCCACAGCUCAGUCCUCCUUGAGGAGGAAGCAGCGGAGGCUAGUCCGGGAGAACCCGGGCGUCAUCAUGGCCAUCAUCAAGGGCGCUAACCAGGCCAUCCAUGAGUGCCAGUACCAGUUCAGGAACAGGAGAUGGAACUGCUCCACCAGGAACUUCCUCAGGGGGAAGAACCUCUUUGGCAAGAUUGUAGAUCGAGGUUGCAGAGAGACAGCGUUCAUAUACGCAAUCACGAGCGCCGCAGUUACUCACGCAGUCGCUCGUGCUUGUGCAGAAGGGACGAUAAAAUCUUGCACUUGCGACUACAGCCACAAAUCCCGUGGUGCCCCAAGGGCUACCAACGGGGGCGGAGCUCUUGGAGUCCGUGAUUGGGAAUGGGGAGGCUGCUCAGACAACAUAGGCUUCGGUUUCAAAUUCUCCAGAGAGUUUGUCGACACCGGUGAGCGCGGACGAUCACUCAGAGAGAAAAUGAACCUUCAUAAUAACGAAGCUGGCAGGACGCACGUUGCAACGGAGAUGAGGCAAGAAUGCAAGUGCCAUGGUAUGUCUGGUUCGUGCACGGUGAAGACUUGCUGGAUGAAGCUGCCGACAUUCCGGGAGGUCGGGGACAACCUGAAGGACAGGUUCGACGGGGCGUCUAGGGUGAUGGUGAGUAACGCAGGGAGCCUCCGACCGACCGGCAAGAAGUCGAGGUACAACUUCCAGCUGAAACCUUACAAUCCUGAACACAAACCUCCAGGCACCAAAGACCUGGUGUACCUCGAGCCCUCGCCAGGGUUCUGCGAAAGAAAUCCCCGCCUGGGUAUCCAGGGUACGCACGGCCGGCAGUGCAACGACACCUCCAUCGGCGUCGACGGCUGCGACCUCAUGUGCUGCGGACGAGGACAUCGCACCCAGGAGAUCACGGUCGUCGAGAGGUGCGCUUGUACCUUCCACUGGUGCUGCGAAGUGAAGUGUAAAUUGUGCAGGACAAAGAAAACGAUACACACCUGUUUAUAGACUGACCCCAUCAAUUCCCCAAACUCCACAUUGUAUCGUUUACGUGACUGAUGUAUAUAUUCCCGUGAUGUGUGUGAUUGUACAGGCUAGUGAGACAUCUCAGAGUCAACAGUAUUAUUAAGGGUAUUUUAAUUAGUUUUAAGGCGAUGAACUGUUUUUAUUUGUGUAAAUUAUAAAUGUAAAUUUUAUUUUAGUUUAAGGCGGAAUAUUAAUGUAUUAUUUCUUUCUUUUUCCUAUUAAAGCGACCUAAUAAAUUUUAUUUACCAAACCGAGGCACGUAAUGUAAAUACUUAGCUUUAUAGUUCCAGUGUAGCUUAUUUAUUUAUUAUUUCGAAAAAGAACAUAACGUUGUAAAUAAACCUAUGUAUAUUAUGUACUAUUAUUAAGUUUGGAGAGAUUGUUGUAAUAUAAAUGAACAGCUAAGACUAGUGUUUAAGCAAAUACAUAGAUUAUAAUAGUCUAUGAUAAAACUUUUAUGACUGAUUAGAUCUUUAUAAAUACCUAUUCGUUCUUUAUUAUAAAUUUCUUUCAUGCGAAAUAACAUACGUAAAAUUGAAUUCGUCUUAAGUGAUUACAAUAAAGUGCUUAAUUUCCAAUGUCAUUAAUUAAUUUCCUUUAUUUCACAUUAUGUAGCUCAGAUCCCAUGAGCGUAUGACUUCAGUAAACUUAAUCUACUACACGUAAGUACAGUAACAACAGAGUUUUCAAAACUGUUCACCAGUCGAAGUUCCAGCUUAAGUUAGAGAAGUAGAAGUUAAAUUAGUUUUAAUGCUUUAUAUAAACAAGUGUAAGUGACAAAAAAAAAAUCAGUUAUUAAAUCCUUACUUACUAUCCUUACUAUGAUUUACGAAUUACUGAUCAUUCUCGAACUUCAAGAAAAAAAUCUUAAACUUAAUUUAUACUUAGCCCCAUACCAGACUGAAACGACUAGAAACCGCCCGACGUUUUCGACUAGUGCAGCACUUACUAGACAAACGCUCUAAGCUCACAAUCAAUUACAAACGACUCAUAUAUAUGACAAUAAUAAGACAUAUUAGGACUUACGGAAUUAAGCUUUGGGGCUCCACUAAAC